AUGCCGGUGCCAGACGACGACACUAUGAUCUCUUUGGGCCCAUCUUCGAUACCUUUCAUCGUAUCAUUCAAUGACGGCAGGGUCGACACAGCCACGAGGAAGUUCAUCCGCAGUCAUGCUAUGCGAGGACGAAAGCAACUUCGCAUUCGGCCUAAAAGGAACGUUCUGGUACACGGCUACGAUAUGACUGCUGGCAGCGUGAAGGCACCGCCAGUCAACUUUCAAGACAUCACCCGCUUAUACGUGCCGCCGACGAGGCGCAUUGGUGCGGACCUCUCGUUUCUGGCGUCUCCAGAAGACCUGGACCCAUUUAUCCUGACAAAUAUCAUCAAAGUCUCACCAAUAGCGCAGAAGAUUGUGUAUCCGCUCAUAACGGCGAUCGGCAACCAAGUGGACAAUCGUGGAUGGAUCAAUCUAUGCACAACAGACGCUGCUGCCCUCCAUAUCACUGCUUUCUCCAUAGAAGUUUUCGUCGACUUGUUUCUUCGCCGACGAGAGCAGGCUAACCCUGCGGCCAUGGUCCACUUCCAGAAAGGACUCGGCCUAGUCAGUGAGAGACUCUCGGGCGACGAUGCGAUGCUGAACACCACCGAUGCGACAAUUGGCGUGGUACUCAAGCUGGCAACUUCUGCACACUUCGCUGGAGACCAUGAAGCAGAGAGGCAGCACAUGAUUGGAGUUCGGAAGAUGGUGGAUUGGAGAGGCGGACUGGGUGGAUUCAGAAAUAACCACCUCUUGUUUGAGAUGCUGAGGUGCGACCUCGUUCUUGCGGUGUUCAGUACCUCGAAAGCGGUCUUCUUCCGCCAGCCUCUCGAACCAAUACCCCCCUUUCCAUUCGAUGCUUUGCCAGAGUUCAGCGACACAGCGCAAACCCGAGACACUCUGGAGCUUGCUGGACUGAUAGAUACAGACCUAGCUGGGGCUUGGUCAAUCAUGAGGAGAUUCGGCUUGCUGGUCAAUCUGGGUGCGCAAGUCCAGCGGCUCGUUUCAACAAAGGUCAUCAACGAGACGAUGACAUCUGUGGUGUAUCAUUUGCUCUACAUGCGUUAUUCUUGCCGCUCAUUGAAUGAGGGUCUCCGGCUGAUUCUGUUGGCUUAUUGUUACCAUGUCUUCCUUCAAUGGCGGGACGUCAAGUUGCCGUGUCCGCACUUGCAGAACGCCUUCAGAGAAGGCACCUUGGCGUUGCAGCAGAAUGGCGAGGUAUCGCCCCGUUUCAUGCUAUGGAUGCUGAUGGUAGGAGCAGUUACGAUCUUCGAUGUUCGAGAGGAAGAAUGGUUGAGUGCUAUGCUGCAUCACCACGCUCGUAGCCAGCAGAGAUCAUGGACCGAGGUGCAAGGCAUAUUGAAAUCCUUUUUGUGGAUACCGUUGCUGGAUGAAGAGGCAGCAAGGUCGAUCUGGGCAAGGCUUGACUAA
This is a messenger RNA of Saxophila tyrrhenica, 1413 nucleotides long. RefSeq lists its product as uncharacterized. Lineage: Eukaryota; Fungi; Ascomycota; Dothideomycetes; Mycosphaerellales; Extremaceae. The record is from RefSeq and is a predicted model, not a curated record. The transcript has 3 exons. The coding region runs from base 1 to 1413 and encodes 470 amino acids.